Punica granatum (pomegranate) is the source of this 1477-nucleotide messenger RNA. The record is from RefSeq and is a predicted model, not a curated record. Lineage: Eukaryota; Viridiplantae; Streptophyta; Magnoliopsida; Myrtales; Lythraceae.
GAUCUUAUCCCCCCACAGUCUAUCAUAAUGAUUGCUCAGAAUUGUUUUUCUUAUAAUAGUUAAAGGGCGUGACACGUGCCAAUGCCCUAUUUGCUACUCCUACAAGAAAGUCAAAGCAGCCGCCGUUGACUUCCUACCACCAUCUCAUCACCUUCCCCAUCUUGCCUUGGAGAAGAAGCACACAGACCCGAAUACACCUCUCUCUCAACUCCGUCUCCGGGUCACAGGCACAAGGAGAGAAGAUGAGCAUGUUCCAGUACGAGGUUAAUCACCAUAGGAUCAAGACCAACGGGAUAUAUAUACAUGUGGCCGAGCUCGGGGAACCAGGUGCCCCGCUGGUUUUGCUCCUCCAUGGCUUCCCGGAGACGUGGUACUCGUGGCGGCAUCAGAUGAGAUACCUGGCUGAUCAGGGCUACCGUGUUGUGGCCCCUGACAUGAGGGGUUAUGGUGACUCUGACUCUCCGCUCAGCCCCGAGUCUUAUACUGUCUUCCAUCUCGCGGGGGACGUCCUUGGCCUCCUCGACCACUUCGGUGAGCAACAGGCAUUUAUAGUGGGGCAUGACUGGGGAGCAGUGGCGGGAUGGUUCCUAAGCCUGUUCAAGCCUGACAGGGUAAAGGGUCUAGUGGCUCUAUCAGCUCCCUACUCGCCACGGUCUCCGGACAUCAAGACUAUCGAAUCCUUCAAGCAGUUAGGAGAUGGCUUCUACAUUUCUCAGUUCCAGAAACCAGGGAGAGCAGAGAGGGCUUUCGCGAGGUACGAUUACCUCACGGUGAUGAAGAAGUUCCUUCUUAUCAACAAGACCGACAUAUUGAUAGCUCCUCCGGGCAUGGAGAUCGUGGACUACUUGGAAACUCCAUCGCUGCUCCCUCCUUGGAUAACUGAAGAAGACUUGCAGGUUUAUGCGGACAAGUUUCAGGAAUCAGGCUUCACCGGUCCUCUCAACUACUACCGGGCUAUGGACCUGAAUUGGGAGCUACUAGGACCGUGGCAAGGAUCAAAAAUUACAGUUCCGACAAAAUUCAUUGUUGGAGACAAGGACAUGGGAUUUGAAGCUGCUGGGACAAGGGAUUAUAUUCAAGGAAAUAUCUUCAAGAGCAUUGUCCCUGAUCUCCAAGUCGUUGUUCUAGAUGGUCACCACUUCAUCAAUCAAGAGAAAGCCGAAGAAGUCUCCUGUGAAAUUCUUAGUUUCUUCCAAAAACUCUCUGCGGUUUAACUUCUCAUACAAAUUUUGUGGCGACGUCAUCGGUGGAGUGGGAGGGAUUGGCCCUCAUAUAUGUUGAUAAUGGAAUGGUUAUGCAUUGGAUUUGCAUUUACUACCCAACUCUAAAAAUCUUGGAAUCGCAACCACAGUGAUUUGGGGUAUGAUGUGCUAAGUUAAGCUGCAUUCAUACCUUAAGAAGCAGGGUGUGGGAGAACAAAGCCUUUGUUUCCGAAGGCACUCUUAACAAUAAAAGUCCACAGGGUUUUUGAUAUCUA